AAUGCAGAUACGGUACAUGGCUUUGAGUACUAUUGGGAGCAACUUGUAAGCUUUUCUAAUGCAAAGUUAUACCUUGAAUAUUAUCUUUAUGAGCAUAGAUUUUUAUGGGUACAGGCAUUCACUACAAUAGAAUUUACGCUUGGAAUUCAAUCUGCAUCAUUUGUUGAAAGUCAGAAUGCAUGCAUCAAAAGGGUCUUGAAAAGCAGCAAUACAUCAUUGUGUGAUUUGGCAAGCAUUGUUACAGUUUUUUCUGCUAUUGAAUCUUUG
Molecule: messenger RNA, 267 nt
Organism: Racocetra persica
Lineage: Eukaryota; Fungi; Glomeromycota; Glomeromycetes; Diversisporales; Gigasporaceae
Source: the annotation of a GenBank genome assembly